This is a messenger RNA of Arctia plantaginis, 258 nucleotides long. Lineage: Eukaryota; Metazoa; Arthropoda; Insecta; Lepidoptera; Erebidae. The record is from the annotation of a GenBank genome assembly.
AUGAGUGCAGUGAAGUGUAGAGGUGCGUGCGUGGUGGUGGCGUGGUUGUUGGCGGCUUCGCUGGUCUCCGCGCAGAUUACCUUCAGCCGGGACUGGUCCGGAGGGAAGCGGGCCGCGCCACACCUUGCCCUCGACUGUGGCCAGUUCACUAGACUCUGCAAGCAUUUUGUACACGAGUUAAAGCAGACCUUGACAUCAGAAAUGGCCAGCAAGCGCCACCAGGAUUUCGACAAGCCCCCCCUUUACGACGAUGAAUAA